AUUGUGAAAUAAAACUGUCAUUUUGUUUUUAUCAUUUGCAUCCAAAUUCUAGUGUUUUAUUUGAACAAUAAUUUUGGAAAAUCUCUAAUAAAAAAAGCCAAAUAAAUUCAUAGUUCCUUAAACAAAAAAAAUGUUAAAAUGCUUUCGACACCUUGGAGCUGAUAUAAAAUCGAAUUAUGUCGCUUGUUUGAAUAAUCCUAAUGUACGAAAUCUACGAGGCGGUUUGUUUUCCAAGGAUGCAACUUCUAUUUCAGCGCCAACAGUUCGGAUUAGAAAAGCCCUUUCCAAAGAUAUUCCACAAGUGCUGAAAUUGUUUUCAAAAACUUUCCAUGAAAAUGAACCGCUCAUCAAUGGAUUGCAAAUGUCCUCGGAUUAUUAUUCCCCUGCCUUACGAGAGCUUUGGCGGACCUACCUCGAGCAGGGAAUGUCCUUAAUGGCAAUUCCGCAAAAGUAUAAAUCUGACUCGCCAGUUUUUGGAGCAGUAGUGAAUACGAAAUGUUGUCCUUGGGACCCGGAUUUCCUGAACAAAGUUACGGCGUGUGUACGAUGCCCGAAAACAAGCGACUUGAUAAAUUUGUGGGCCCUCUUUACACGGGAGUCUAAAGUACACGAAAAAUACAAUCUUAACUCAUUUUUUCACAUCAAUCAUGUCCUAAUCAAUGAAAAAUCAAGCCUUGACUACAGUUACAAAUUGGAUAAGUCCUCUUUAUCGAAGAUUUUGGUUGGGAUGUCCUUACAACUGGCUCGUAGUCGAGGAUACGAUGUUGCAUGUUUGACGACGACAAGCCAACAUAUGGCUGAGGUGGCAUCCGAAGCAGGAAUGGAUUUAAUCUGGGAAUAUCCAUACGAGAAACUCCUGAAUAACGAUUUGAAUCCCAUUGUAAAGUGGAAGGAGCCAGAUACGCAUGUUAAAGUAUUUGCUACAAAAUUUUAAUGUUAAUCGUAGCACGGGGGUGUGUCAAGAAGAAGCCUUUUAUCCGGAAAAAUUAGCUUCCUUUAAAUUAAAGUCGAUUUUGGGAAACUUAAGACGGCUUGGAUUUAGAGAUGAGUAUUUUUCAGUUGUUUCGUCAUUUUGUAGAAAUGGGGUGGCGAGAAUGAAAAUAUAGGAGCAUUUGACGAAA
Hermetia illucens (black soldier fly) is the source of this 1121-nucleotide messenger RNA. RefSeq lists its product as uncharacterized. The record is from RefSeq and is a predicted model, not a curated record. Gene Ontology annotation, molecular function: N-acetyltransferase activity. The transcript has 3 exons. Lineage: Eukaryota; Metazoa; Arthropoda; Insecta; Diptera; Stratiomyidae. The coding region runs from base 131 to 934 and encodes 267 amino acids.